AUGGAUGCUGUGGAACUUGCCAGAAAGCUGCAGGAGGAGGCCACCUGCUCCAUCUGCCUGGACUAUUUCACAGACCCGGUGAUGACCGCCUGCGGCCAUAACUUCUGCCGCGAGUGCAUCCGUUUGAGUUGGGAGAAGGCAAAGGGCAAGAAGGGGAGGCGGCGCAAGGGCUCCUCCUUCCCCUGCCCCGAGUGCAGGGAGAUGUCCCCACAGAGGAACCUGCGGCCCAAUCGCCUGCUGACCAAAGUGGCUGAGAUGGCACGGCAGCAUCCCUGCCUGCAGAGGCACGACCUGUGCCAGGCGCACCAGGAGCCCCUGAAGCUCUUCUGCGAGGAGGACCAGAGCCCUAUCUGUGUGGUGUGCCGGGAGGCGCGGGAGCACCGGCUGCACCGGGCGCUGCCCAUAGACGAGGCUGUGCAGGAGUACAAGCUGAAGCUGGAGGAGGACAUGGAGUGCCUGAGGGAAGAGAUGGCGAGGACAGAGACACUUCAAGCCCAGGGACAGCAGGCCUUGGCUGAAUGGCAGGCCAAGGUAAAGGAGAGGAGAGAGCGCAUCCUGGUGGAGUUUGAGAAGAUGACCUUGCUGCUGGUGGAGGAAGAGCGGCGGCUCCUGCAGGCCCUGAAGGAGGAGGAGGAGGAGACAAUGGCCAGGCUGAGCGAGCGCCAGGCCUCUCUGGACCAGCAGAGCCACGGCCUGGAGAUGCUGCUGCUGCGGCUGGAGGACCGGAGCCAGCGGGAGCCCCUGCAAAUGCUGCAGGACAUGAAGGACACCCUGGCCAGCAAGGACAGCCUGCAUGUGCUGUGCCCGGAGGCCACACCACCCACGGCACUCAGGACAGUCUGCAGGGUUCCCGGGGAGGUCGAGGUGCUCCGAGGUUUCCAAGAGGUCGUGGUGCCAGACCCCACGUCGGCCUAUCCCUACCUGCUGCUCUAUGAAAGCCGGCAGAGACGCUAUCUAAGCUGCCCGCCCGAGGCCAGCGGCCUGUGUGGCAAGGACAGGUUCGUGGCCUACCCGUGCGCCGUGGGCCAGCAGAGCUUCUCCUCCGGGCGGCACUACUGGGAGGUGGGUGUGAACCUCACUGGGGAUGCUCUGUGGGCCCUGGGCGUGUGCAGAGACAAUGUCAGCCGCAAGGACAGGGUCCCCAAGAGCCCUGAGAAUGGGUUCUGGGUGGUACAGCUGUCCAAGGGCAGGCGGCCCCUGGCGCCAGUGCCUGCCCCGGGCCCUGUCACGCUGCCCGAGCCCCCCAGCCACAUGGGCAUCUUCCUGGAUUUCGAGGCCGGGGAGGUCUCCUUCUACAGCGUGAGCGACGGGUCCCACCUGCACACCUACUCCCAGGCCGCCUUUCCCGGGCCCCUGCAGCCAUUCUUCUGCCUGGGUGCUCCCAAGUCAGGCCAGAUGGUCAUCUCCACGGUGACUGUGUGGGUGAAGGGCUAGACACACAGAAAGACGGGGGCUGGUCCGGCCACUCUCAGGAGGGCCAAGCCCUUCCAUGGUGCGGC
Messenger RNA from Ochotona curzoniae (black-lipped pika), 1499 nucleotides. It is a transcript of the gene TRIM17, whose product is annotated as tripartite motif containing 17. The coding region runs from base 1 to 1434 and encodes 477 amino acids. Gene Ontology annotation, molecular function: protein binding; zinc ion binding. Lineage: Eukaryota; Metazoa; Chordata; Mammalia; Lagomorpha; Ochotonidae. The record is from RefSeq and is a predicted model, not a curated record. The transcript is spliced from 6 exons.